CCUGAGGACCAUGGACAGCCGAAUAAACAGUGACAGCAAACGAAGGGGAAAUUCAUGUAAACAAAAUGAUUGUCAGACGUUUGUUUUCAUUUUUUUGCUCAAUUUAUUUAAAGGACCAUUGAUAAUAUUGUACAUUUGCUAGGGAACUAAUACAGCAAAAAAAUACCAAUACACCUUCUUGAAACCACAUUACUUUUGCAAGUGUCAAAACAGUGCCGAAAUUAUUGACGUGUAAGUUUCUUAUCACAUCAACAAUUGGCAGCGAAAACUGUCUGUUUCUAUGAAAAAAUAUUUAAUUUCCUCCUGACAGUAGUAAAUAUUCGCUAAUGAACUUUAUAAAAAGUGGUUUGCAGUCAGUGCUGGGUUCUCAGGAACCUGGGGCGCUGCAAAGUGGUGCCGAAACGGUGGAACGGCUAGUGGAACGAGUGAGUGCUUCGACACUACUCGAGGAUCGCCGCGAUGCUUGCAGAGCGCUCAGGGCUCUUUCGAAAAAAUAUCGCGUGGAAGUGGGAGCCCAAGGUAUGCACGCUCUUCUCCAAGUAAUGGAAAUGGAUAGAGCCGAUCCGGAGAUAAUUGGGUACUGCUUGGACACCCUCUGUCAUAUCACUUCUCGGGAACAGUUCGAAGAAGAAGCGGACAACCCAAGCGUGACGGUCAACAUAGGAGAACAAUUUACGGAGAUGUUCCUCAAGUCGAACGAGAAUGUGAACUUGAUUUUGAAUUGUCUGGAAGAGUACGAUUUUAGGGUUCGCUGGUCGGCUAUUAAGUUGUUGACCAGUUUGUUAGCGAACAAACCGAAGGACAUACAGGAAAUCGUUCUUGUUAGCCCAAUGGGCGUUUCCAAGUUGAUGGAUUUGCUGGUUGACAGCCGAGAAGUUAUUAGAAAUGAUGUAUUGCUACUGUUGAUACAGCUUACCAAAGGAAACGCAAACAUCCAAAAAAUUGUAGCUUUUGAAAAUGCUUUCGAUCGAUUGUUUGAUGUUAUCAAGGAGGAAGGAUGCGCAGAUGGUGGAAUUGUCGUGGAGGAUUGUUUAUUUCUGAUGAUGAACUUGCUUAAAAACAAUCCCAGUAAUCAGCAGUUCUUCAAAGAAGGAUCCUACAUCCAGCGGUUGGCACCAAUGUUUGUUAUUUCACCAGAGCAGGAAGAAAUCGGUAUGACACCACAGAAAGUUUCCAAUUUACUGUGUAUGCUGCAGAUCGUGCGAUCUUUGGUCAGCCCCAUCAAUUCUCAGCACGUGAUCUCUUCUUGCCAAAAAGCAAUGCGAAGCUCUGGCCUUCUGGAAGGUUUGUGCAACAUCAUAAUGGGAAGUGGUGUAUCGCCGGACAUUCUCACGGAAACUAUCAACACGGUAGCUGAAGUAAUCCGUGGGGAUACACAUAAUCAGGAGUAUUUCAAUUCCGUAUUAGCUCCCAGCAAUCCGCCUAGACCAGCCUUAAUCGUGUUGCUCAUGUCGAUGGUUAAUGAAAAACAGCCGUUACCGUUACGGUGUGCCGUGUUGUACUGCUUCCAAAGCUUCCUGUACAGGAACGAAUCCGGUCAAAAUGCUCUCGUUCAAACUCUCCUACCAUCUAGCGCACAGGUUUCGUCACUAACUUCCGGUCAACUUUUGUGCGGGGGGCUGUUCAGCAAUGAUCCGCUCUCCAAUUGGUUCUCGGCUGUUUCUUUAGCGCAUGCCCUCAUUGAUAACACAGCCCAAAAGGAACAGCUGCUGCGUGUUUUGCUGGCCACUUCAGUCGGCAGUACGCCGGUAUCGUUGCUCCAACAGUGCACCCAACUUCUUCAGCAAGCUAACUGCAAGUUUCAAAACAAAGUAGCGUUACUGAUGCUACUGGUGGUGUGGCUUAGCCAUUGCCAGCUGGCUGUUAAAACAUUCCUAUCGACAUCCGGCAGUGUAGCUUAUCUCAUCGCACAAAUUUCCGCCAACGAACACGACGAUAACGAAUACCUAAUCCAGGGAUUGUGCGCCUUUCUGAUGGGGAUCUGCAUUCAGUUCAACGAUAACGGUGUUCAGGGAAGCAAGAGGGAAGAUCUCUGUCAGCUGCUGAUCAAGCGGAUCGGGCUCGAGACGUACAGCACGAAGCUGGGUGAGGUUUCGAAGCACGAGAGCUACAGCCGAGCUUCGAAACAGCCGCAAAUAAAGAUACAGUCGAGGUCGGAUCUGCUGCUGGAUUAUGAAUUCUGCAAACUGUUCAAAGCUUUGGAGUCUACUAUAAUCAAAACCGUGAACGGUUUUGGCAGUGGAGAGGAAAAUAUUACGGAGCUGACAUUAAGUCAGGAAGCAUCUGGACUGGUUGGGCAAUAUAAAGAUAUAAUUCGAGAUCAAGAUAGUCGGUUACAAACUCUGCAGGAACAACUGAAGAAUGCAGAGAGUGGAGCAGCGCAGCUGCAGGCACAACUUGAGCAAGUGCGGAACGCAAAUUCCCAACUAUCCGAUCAGAACAUUCUCCUGAAGGCUCAACUGCAGGCCGCUUCCGAUCUACAGAAGAGUCAACAACCAUCUCCCCUGCAUCUCCUACCCACGCAAGCCGAAAGUGUCAACCACCAGACGGAGGCCCUAGAAAGACAGCUGACCGCGCUCAGCCUGCAGCAAGAGGAACAGCAAUCGAAGGCGAAUCGUUUCGAGGCGGAGAACAAGCGACUGCUGGGAGAAAUGGAAAUUCUGAAGCAACAGCUGGAGGAAGCGGUAAAAUCAACGCACGAAAGCAAGAGCGAUCUGGAGAAACUGAGGAAAGAUCAGGAGGAUUUGCUGGAGCUGCUGACGGAUCAGGAGAGCAAGAUGAGAAGUUACCGGAGGACCCUCAAGAAAAUGGGCUGCCAAGUGGAGGACGAUAGCGAUGAAGAUGAACAGCAUAAUCAUAUCGAGGAAGGGAGCAAUGGUUCACUAUUAUAAUGUCGACAUUCUUAUUUGUGUCAAGUUGCUUGUUCUGACACUAUGUCUACGUUUCUAUUUUAGAUUGUCGUACAAUUUGUGUUUGUGUUGCACAUAAGGCUGGAUAUGCGUGUAACUAGAAGUUUAUAGACCUUGAGAGUUUCUGCGUUUAUGAACUGCAUUACAUUUAAAACCAAAAAGAAAAAAAAUGAUUAUGUAGUGAACAGUAUUGGAAUAUAUUGAAUACUUGCGUAACUUCAAAUUCAUAGGUUUUUGUGUAUAGAAUUUACCUUAGAACAAUUCCUUAGCAUAAAAUGACCAGAUGGUCAGAGGUCUAACGCGAGACACAAAAAACAAAA
Toxorhynchites rutilus septentrionalis is the source of this 3229-nucleotide messenger RNA. Its product is annotated as general vesicular transport factor p115-like. The coding region runs from base 327 to 2891 and encodes 854 amino acids. Gene Ontology annotation, cellular component: Golgi membrane; ER to Golgi transport vesicle membrane; Golgi stack. The transcript is spliced from 4 exons. The record is from RefSeq and is a predicted model, not a curated record. NCBI's taxonomy places the organism in Eukaryota, Metazoa, Arthropoda, Insecta, Diptera, Culicidae. Gene Ontology annotation, biological process: intracellular protein transport; endoplasmic reticulum to Golgi vesicle-mediated transport; vesicle fusion with Golgi apparatus.